Acinonyx jubatus (cheetah) is the source of this 5815-nucleotide messenger RNA. It is a transcript of the gene PELI2, whose product is annotated as pellino E3 ubiquitin protein ligase family member 2. The coding region runs from base 455 to 1717 and encodes 420 amino acids. The transcript is spliced from 6 exons. Lineage: Eukaryota; Metazoa; Chordata; Mammalia; Carnivora; Felidae. Gene Ontology annotation, biological process: regulation of Toll signaling pathway; protein polyubiquitination. Gene Ontology annotation, molecular function: ubiquitin protein ligase activity; protein binding. The record is from RefSeq and is a predicted model, not a curated record.
GGCAGCGCGGCUUCGGGCGGAGGGCCGGGCGGUUCCCACCUGCCCGCGCGCCGGCGGGGCGGCUCAGCGGUCCUGCCCCCGCCCCUCCCCCGCCCGCUGCCCCCGCCCCUCCCGCGCUGGCUUUCUCCCUCCCUCCUUCCCUGGCGGGGCUCCGGCGGCGGCGGCGGCGGCGGCGGCGGCGGCGCUUGGCGCGGGCAGGUCCCCCUGCUGCCCGGUCCCAUUUGUUGCCGAGUCCUGCUCGGAGCGGCGGCGGCGAGCGGAGCUCCGGGGAGCCCGGCGGGGCAGCCGCACAGCCACGACGGAGCAGCCGCGGGACUGGCCGCCUCGCGCCCCCUUCGCCGCCGUGCCCUUCCCCGGCGCGCUCACCCCGUUCUCAGGAUGGGAUUGUAGCGGCGGCGCGGACUCCGCGGGGAUCGCGGCGGAGGAGGCGGCGGCGGCGGCCGAUCGGGGCUCCAUGUUUUCCCCCGGCCAGGAGGAGCACUGCGCCCCCAAUAAGGAGCCUGUGAAAUAUGGGGAGCUGGUAGUUCUAGGGUACAAUGGUGCUUUACCUAAUGGAGACCGCGGCCGGAGGAAAAGCAGAUUUGCUCUCUAUAAGCGGCCAAAGGCUAAUGGAGUCAAACCCAGCACGGUCCAUGUGAUAUCCACGCCACAAGCGUCCAAGGCUAUCAGCUGCAAAGGUCAACACAGUAUAUCGUAUACUCUGUCAAGGAAUCAGACUGUGGUGGUGGAAUACACACAUGAUAAAGAUACGGAUAUGUUUCAGGUGGGCAGAUCAACAGAAAGCCCUAUCGACUUCGUUGUUACAGACACAAUUUCGGGCAGUCAGAACAAUGAUGAGGCCCAGAUUACACAAAGCACCAUAUCCAGGUUUGCCUGCAGGAUCGUCUGCGACAGGAGCGAACCUUACACAGCACGGAUAUUCGCAGCCGGAUUCGACUCUUCCAAAAACAUAUUUCUUGGAGAAAAGGCAGCAAAAUGGAAAAACCCCGAUGGCCACAUGGACGGGCUCACUACAAAUGGCGUCCUGGUGAUGCAUCCACGAGGGGGCUUCACUGAGGAGUCCCAGCCUGGGGUCUGGCGUGAGAUCUCUGUAUGUGGAGACGUGUACACCUUGCGAGAAACCAGGUCGGCCCAGCAGAGGGGAAAGCUGGUGGAGAGUGAGACCAACGUCCUGCAGGACGGCUCCCUCAUUGACCUGUGCGGGGCCACCCUUCUCUGGAGAACAGCAGACGGCCUUUUCCAUACUCCAACGCAGAAACACAUCGAGGCGCUCCGGCAGGAGAUUAAUGCCGCCCGGCCGCAGUGUCCCGUGGGGCUCAACACCUUGGCCUUCCCCAGCAUCAACAGGAAGGAGGUGGUGGAGGAGAAGCAGCCCUGGGCAUACCUCAGCUGCGGCCACGUGCACGGGUACCACAACUGGGGCCACCGGAGCGACACAGAGGCCAAUGAGAGAGAGUGUCCCAUGUGCAGGACUGUGGGCCCCUACGUGCCUCUCUGGCUCGGCUGCGAGGCAGGGUUUUAUGUAGACGCAGGACCACCAACUCAUGCUUUCACCCCUUGUGGACACGUGUGCUCAGAAAAGUCUGCGAAAUACUGGUCUCAGAUUCCGUUGCCUCAUGGAACUCACGCAUUUCACGCUGCCUGCCCUUUCUGUGCUACCCAGCUGGUUGGGGAACAGAACUGCAUCAAAUUAAUUUUCCAAGGUCCAGUUGACUGAUGCCCUUGACAGCCAUCUACGACUUUAUUAACAAGUUACUGUGAAGAUUUUGCCACUAACUCUAGAUUUUACCUUUUUAUAAUGCUGUUUAUUAAGGGGAGGGGGGGCUGAGGCUGGGGGGGGGGAGGGGGGGACAUGGCGACGAGACAUGCCAGGAAUUUAAGGCAUCGGGUGUGUUGCAUGCUCAAAAAAGCGGCAUCGUCAUUGAAGCCUGCUUGAUGAAACCAUAAUCUUUGUCAUAAUUGGAUUUAAAAUGCCAUGCUUUUAUUUGAACCUUGGGUUUUCAAACAAUGUUUUCCUUUGUAAACUUGGAUGAGACUUUAAAAUCCUAUUUUACAAAUGUAGAAGAAAUUUAUUCAGAAGUUGGCUCUAAAUGGGCGACCUUCCAUGCUGCGUGGUGUAGGUGUGAAUGGAAAGACAUGCAGGGCCUGGGAGUACUUGAUACAGGCUAGAAUCUGACCAGCUCCCACUGCGGUGGCGGCGGCGGCGGCGGUGGUGGUGGGGAGAUGUUAGGCACAGGUGGCAGUUUUGAAAUCCGGGGUUUUCAGAUUUUUCUUAUUUUGGGAAAAGAAUAUUCAUAUACUGUCGUGUGUUUUUGUUUUUAGUUGGGUGGAAUUCGAUGACUUUACUCAGUCAUCAAAUACCUUGGCAUUUCAAAGACAUUUCCGUAACUUUUUAGUCUGCCUUUUGUUGCUUCUGUUUAAGAUGGUCUGUCCCUGAUUGGCCACAACCGUUGGGUUGAUUAAAAUGCAGCAACUCUUAAAAAUUCAUUAACUAAGGGUGAUUAUUAAUUGCAGCAGUCAGCAUGGCCUGGGUACUAUACCAUCAAGUUCCUUUGCUUACUGAAUUGCUCAAGAUUUAUGAGUGAUUAAAAAUAAGAUUUUACUUUUUAAAACCACUUGUUGGGGUUUCCUAAGGUGUUUCUUUUUUUUCCUUCCUUAAAAAGGCCAAACUUCUGAGAGCCUAAAAGCAACGUAUCACCACGAUUCAAUGGCUUUUGUUCACUCCCUCACUGCCAUCUGUCACCUUCUCUUGCAGCUUAUGGAGCCCUGUAAGUUUUGAAAAUGUUUGCAAAUCAAACCAAAUUUAAAUGUGAUCAUUAGAUAUAUACAACACCAAGCAGUACAUCUGCAGGGAUAAUUUGGAAUUCCAGAUUUCAAGAGAGCAAAUGAGUGUUUACUGAGGAAUAAUUAAAUCAGAAUUUCACAUGAGCACCACCAACCCUUCUGUUAGCUCCAUUUCAUUUUGAAUAAUUCUCAGAUACUCAUUCUCUGUCCUCAGUACCUACGGUAUCCCUGCUACCAGAACGUAAAGGUUCUUGAGGACAGGCGACGGAUUGCCACAGCUGGCUGACAUGAAGUAGAUUCCUGCCGCACAGAGCAAGUAUUUAUUUAUACUAACAUCCUCUAAAAUUGACCAUUGCAGAUUCAUGCUACAUUUUAACCUUUCUAAAGGUAUAGAAUUUAUAGGCUUCUAAUAGACUGCAUUUACACUUGACCAUCUUUCCAUGUUUUGCCUCCUGGUAAAUAUGUUGCCCUGUUUUCAAUUGUUCUAACACAUCUUGAAUGUCUUUUUCCUUAAAAGGAUUACUGUUGAUUGCUACCGCGUAAUUUGACCUAGUAUCUAAAAAGUUCAGCUGCUCAGUUUUAAAAAAGCUUUACUUUUCAAUGGAGGUGAUUGUGUGGGAGGAGACAUUUUUGGUAAUUUUUAAGUGAUGCAAAAAUCCAACAACAGUCCUCUUACUGAUAGGGUAAGUCAUAAACUAUCUCCAGACAGCUGGAAUUGCCUAGAUUCAUGUGUCACAUACCUUUUUCUUUAGCCUCAGACUCCAAUGACUGACUUUCUCUUAGAGUCUCUUUAAUUUGUGCUUCUUUGGGCUCCACAAAAUGAUAAAGGAGGCAACAGUCCCUUUUCUUGCUCUCUGGCUAGAAAGUGGUUUGAGGAGCCUGGAUACCCUAAAAGCAUCUUAUAAAGUAAAUGGCCUUGCAUCUAGAAGGGCUGGAUUUUUCCUAUCAAAAACAUUUCCGGAAAGUUACAAUCUGCUGUAAUCUUCCGUUUCGAGGACUACAACAGUUCAGGGUCUAGCAGUUUUACGUGUAACACAUGCCCCCAGAUGAUCUUCCAACGUGAAAAGUUCCUUUUGACUUUUAGUAAAUGGAGAUACCUAAGUAGAAGUCAAAUUUUGGCUAAUAAAUCCCAAGCUCUUGGAAGGGCUAACAGGAAACAUACUCUCUCUUCACACCUUCUCCUUUGACUUCCCAGUGAGAUCCCCUCCCCUUCUGCCUAAGGAACCGCAGAGAGGUGGCAAGUCUGGGAAAAGAAGCCAGGUUCAGCUUGGCCAGUUCCAGCAAGAUUCGCUUAUAACUUGGACUAAGGAGUUUGUUCCAGACAUGAGAGCAAUUUAGUUUGUGAGAACAUACAAGUCUAGCUCGCCAAAGUAGAGUAAUAUAGUUCAGAAAAAGUAACUUCACAGAGAUGACUUUUUUUUUUGCUUGCCCGCUUGAGGAGCGAGCCCUGCUCCCCCAGCUGUACACCUAGGAAUUAUCCUGAUCUUGACCUGAUCAAAAUGCCUUUUGUGAAUAGGUCACUAGAAGUGAAGCCCCGGUGAUGUAUUCCCAUAGUAAAUUUCUUCAGUUGUCAGUUUACUAUUUAAAAAAAAAAAAAAAUGGAUGGGAUACAACCCUGAAUAUUUUUCUAGUCGAAUUUUUUUAAUAAUUGGUGCUGUCAGGUCAUGCAUGCUGCAACUCAACAUUUCCCUUAUUUGGUUCUUUUUUUUUUUUUUUUUUUUUUUGCAAAAAGGGCUACAGUUCACACUGCAGAGUAAGUAUUAAACUUUCUGGGUUUUUCUUUUCCCCCCACUGUGGCCCAAAAGAAUUAGAAUCUUUUUAUAUAGAGAGCAUAUUUAUCAUUCCUCAAUAGUUAAUUAUAGAGUUUGGUACCUUUGUGCCUCAGGGAAGCCACGUGACGUAACUGGUUAUAGAAUUUCAGGGUUAGGGUUUAAAGAAAGGAGAAAGCCAUUGGAAAAAUGAUGGGCUCCAUUAAGGAGACUAAUGAAUCUGGAUGCAGAAGUAUGCCAGGACCUGGCAUAUGCAUGAUUGUAUUAGAAUUUAUUUCCAGUGUCAAUAGGGAAACCUUAAGUUAUUACAUAUACUAUGUCAGGAAAGUCGAGAACUCUUCUUCAUCAAGCUUCCAUGCUUUAUUUCAUUUUUGCUGACCUGAAACUCAAACCCCUUUUGGGAGAGCUCAGUAUUGUUAUUUGGGCACUUUUGAAAGUUUAAAGGGAGUGUGUUUUCUCCUGAAUUUCCUCCUAGGUUGAAGAAUUGUUAGCUGCAGUUCUAUGAUUUUGAUCAACUUUUUAAAAGCUAUUCUGUGCUUUGGAUUUAUGUGAAAGGAGGUGCAAUUUCAGCGUUGUUCAUGCUGACUACGAUCUAGUGAGCUUCAGGCAGUUUUGCCUUGCAACAGUGGAAUUCCUGAUAGGCAAACCACACAACCUUGAUUUUAAGCCAGAUCCAGCUCCGUUCCCUUGGCAGGGGAUCUUAUAGCCCCCUAGUUUAGCCUUCAUGGGCUGAGGGGAUGACGUUCCUCUUCCAGGGCUGAAAAUAGAACACAGCUCUGUUAUCAUUUCUUUAGGACCCCAAGGCCAAGGAGACAACUCCAGGAUUUUUUUUUUUUAACAAUGUAAACAUUACAAAACUCGUAAAACAAAGAAGGUUCAGUAUUUCUUUUUAAGUAAAAUUUAUAUCCUCUCAAGUUUUCACCUUCAUGAAAAAGCCCUAGAGGAAGAUAGGAAAAAGCAAAUAUUUUUCCAGUCCUACUUAACCGUUUCUAAACAAAAGUAAACUUGAUGAAAGGGAAAUUAUUUCUUUUUAGGUGAGAUGACAGAUCAUUUCUCUGUAUUAAAUAGUCUAGAAGUUAAGGGGUGGUCCUAUUUACCAUGUAUAGUGUUACAAGCAGUUAAAUUUUAUGGAUAUAUUUGUAAAACUGUUCUUUUAUAUUUCAUGUCAAAUUGAAAAGUUUAUUUCUUCACUAUUGUAACCUGUGGAAAUACAAGCCAUUUUACAGGAAAAAUCUUCAAAAGUUAUUAAACGGAUCUCAUUA